CCUUGUUUAACCAUGCACUUCUUUUUCCCAAAUUUGAAUUCUGAGAUAUAAACCUUAUAAAUACCUAGAUUUCAUCGGUUUCUCUCAUUCUCUCAUCAUUGUCAAAGCAAAAAGAAAAUGACUAGUGUCAAUAUAGUUUCUGAAGAUGGAAAGAAAGAACCGAACAUGAUGAGAAAGCGGAUGGAAAUAUUCAAAUUUUUUUUCCACAAGGAUAAACCUAAUUCUCACAUAAAUGACUCAAGUCAGACUUCGCCAUAUUUAACCAAAGCUUUAAAUGAGGACCGAUCAUAUGAGCUGUUCAAAAUCCAGCAGGAGUUGGAUGAGAGAAAGUUUAUCCUUAAAAAACAAAAUGAUAUUUUGCAAGUCCAAGAUAAGAAGAUGAAGAACCUAAGGGAGAAUAGCGAAGAUGUGAGAAGCAAGGCAUUUCUUUUGCAUAUGCUUGACAAGGAAACAAAGUGAACGAAUUCAGGAUGUACACCAAUUUGAAUACAUGUUUAUGCUAUGAGAUAUCAAGUUUAUAUUGUUACUAGAAUUUGUACCCGCGCACGCGCGGGAUUUUAGUUAUAAUUAUUUCUUAUCAGUAGAAAUUGUUG
Molecule: messenger RNA, 593 nt
Organism: Camelina sativa (false flax)
Lineage: Eukaryota; Viridiplantae; Streptophyta; Magnoliopsida; Brassicales; Brassicaceae
Source: RefSeq, a predicted model, not a curated record